GUAUUCCUGGUAUUUGCUAUAACACAUAAGAAUCAGGAUUUAGAAUGCAAUUGAAAAUGUGGAAUUUUGAGGAAUCCAGCUUCGUUGGAAAAUGAAACAUGAAAAAGUGGAAAAAUUUCAGACAAAUCUGCCCUUCAUCAUAUCGUGGCCUAGGUUGUGUGUGCUGAUGAAACAUAUCCAUUAUAUAGACAUGAAGCAGAAGCUUAUCCUGUGAUACAGAAAGGGAGUUGCCUGAAACUUGGCUACCGGAGUUAGUCUUGGACGUUCGUCGGUGUGUUUGACGCGGAUUGUAGUACUCUUUCUCGGGUCCUCUAACUGGUAAAGAACAAGAAGACGUUUUUUGCGUUCGAACAGUAACAAGGUUCGUAUGUUAUUUUUCUCUCUAAUUUUUUCCCCAUUUUGCAGUUGAAUAAAUAAUAUAUCCUACCUUCUCUAUUAGUCAUAGUUGUUUUAAUUUCUUUUGCUUUUUCUUUUUCCCCUUCUGUCAAUUACACCGACAAUCUCUUGCUUCUUAUUAAAAGGUUUCGUCUGGUUACUACUAGUAGGCAAGCUUACAGCAACCCCUUGCUUGAACUCGACUCUAUUUUUUGUUGUCAUUAUCCUGCUUGUCUGUAAUUUACCAAGUACAUUUUGCGUGUGUGUUCAACGAAUAGUGAAAUAGAUGCAUCGUUUUAGUGUUCUUGUUCAUAUUUUAUGAAACUUGAUUUGUUGGUUGAUAGUUGGUUUUCUCCUCUCUCUUCCCCACUCCUCGCCUUUGUUUUCCUUUUCAGAUUUUAUGUUAGAAAUAAUAUAUGUACGUCUUUCUUUCAGCAUACACAUUUUUUAAAAGGUAUAAGAGUUAUUUUCGAUGAUUACCCUUGAUGCAGUACCAUUGGCUCCCAAUUCAUCCCCUGACCCAAGACACUAGUCAGCAUUUUGGCCUUUCUGGUCCUUUUGUUUGUUUUGUUAGAGGAAGGCAUGCCCUCAAUUAAGGAAGAUUACUAAUCAAAAUGAAAUGCUUAUGGUUAGAAUAAAUAUUACCUACGAACAAAAAAAAAAUACUUACACAUACUUUUGAAUUAUAAUUGAACAGGACUUCUCCUGUAUUUUGGGAUGAAGACUUUUUCUUCUUCCCUUUAUAAUUUGAUCUCUGUAUUUUAUAUUGUAUUGUAAAUCUUAUGCAAACAUAUGAAAAUAGUUAUAUUUUUUUGUCUAAUUAUCAUGAUGCAUUCAAAUUUUGGUGACGAGGGAUCAAUCUUAAUCUUCUUUAUAAAGUCAAAGUACAGUGUCUAAUAAAUAGGGGCAUGACUUUUGAAACUUGUUCAUUCAUUUUAUUUUUUAUUUUUUUUGACUACUGUUUAUGGGAGAAAAUUAGGUGUGCAUGUGCAUACGAGUCUAGAUUACUUUAAAUCGUUGAUGGUAUUCUGAAGUAUUAGCUCACUUUAUAUCAUAAUUACUUUUAUUUGGUUAGUUCUUCCAUCAUUGAUAUCUUUUUGUUUAUUUUAUCGUAUUUUCUUUCCUUAUUAAUCAUGAUUUUACUUCGAUUUUAUUCACUUUUUGAAAAGUUGUAUAGUUUUGUUGUUGAUUAGUUGUUUCAAUUCUAUCAUCAUGUCUACAUACUUGCCGGAAUUUUCUUUCUUUUACUUUUCCUUUCAUCUAAAUUUUUCAUACACUUUAAAAUUAAUGGCCCAAUGUUUUGACAUUUGAUGAGAACAAGGAGUCACGAACUCCCUUGAGAUAUUAAGCACUUAUCUUCGAUCCCACUUAGGACUUGUCAAUGUGUUUCCUCUCUUAAUCAAUUCAAAUAAAAUGUAUAUUGAAACCCAAUUCUGUUUGCGUAUUUUCUUUGAUUACAAAUAACCAACCGAAAAUCAUUUUGUAAAGAACUAUGUGGAUUUAACAUUCUGGUUUGCAGGGAUGCUAUAGGACAAGGUUGUCUUAUUUUUUUAGUACUGUGUGUAGGGAGGAACAGUGUAAGUAGGUGAAUUUCAUUGAUUUAUUUACUUGCCAAACUGCGAUAAUCAAUUAUAUUAUUUGGUGUUCGACCCACCAAUGCAGGAUUAUUAGAAUCUGCAUUUUUGUUUUGCUUAUUAUCAUGUUUGACUCUAAAAUCCAUUGGCCAUAAAGGCUGAGAAAUCUGUCAAUCUGUUUGUCCCUUUGAUCAUGCAGUCCAUGUUGGUAGGUUCAUUGAUAAACUAUCAACAUCAAAUCUGGUUCCAGAAUUGUAUGUUACUCAUGUUUGAUGUAAAUUUUUUUAAACCAAAUUGUAGGAAAAUAGUGAUUUCUGUGCAACGAAUUAGUAACUUGGUUUUCGGUUCUAUCUUUGUUUCCAUUUAGUGCAAUUGUAGAAAAAAUAUUAAAUAUUAAUUUAUUUUUUUUCGUGUUAGAUUAUGGCAACGAACAAUGUAAUGGAGUGCAACGAAAUUGUUGUUCUUAUUAAUUAUUUCGAGAGUUUGAAUCGAUUCACUUUGAUCUUGAUCACUAUAUGUGGUUUGCUAUUAUCCAAUUAUGCUAUAAAAAAUAGUAAUUCGAAUAGAUUUAGAUGGGAUUGUUAUAAAAGGGCGAGAAUGAGGGAAAUCAAUGUCCAUAGAAUUGUUUACAUUAGUGACACAGCUUGUAUUGAGAAUACAAGGAUGGAUAAAAGGAGCUUUCAUAAUUUGUGUGAUUUACUUAAAACUGUGGGAAUGCUUGCACCGACUGGGCACAUGGGAGUGGAAGAGCUUGUUGCAAUGUUUCUUCACAUUUUGGCUCAUGAUGUUAAGAAUCAGAUAAUUAAAAGACAAUUCUUGAGGUCUGGUGAAACCAUAAGCAGACAGUUCUUGAAGGUGUUGCAAGCUGUGUUACGUUGUCAUGUGGUUUUACUCAAACGUCCUGAGCCAGUCCCUGCAAAUUCAAGUGAUGAGAAGUGGAAAUGGUUUAAGAAUUGUCUAGGAGCUCUUGAUGGGACACAUAUCAAGAUUAAUCCCCUACUAUCUGAUAAACCUAGAUAUCGGACUAGGAAGGGUGAUAUUGCAACAAAUGUGUUAGGAGUUUGCUCUCAAGAUUGUCAAUUCAUUUACGUAUUGCCUGGAUGGGAGGGAUCAGCUGCAGAUUCAAGGGUCCUCAGAGAUGCUAUAUCUCGUCCCAACGGUUUAAGGGUGCCUAAAGGUUUUUGUUAUUUGGCUGAUGCUGGUUACAUGAACGGGGAAGGAUUCCUUACACCGUAUAGAGGCCAAAGAUAUCAUCUGAGUGAGUGGAGACAAGGGGCACAACCAACAACACCUAGAGAAUUUUAUAACAUGAAACACUCCUCUGCUAGGAAUGUCAUAGAAAGAUGUUUUGGGUUGCUGAAAGGGCGGUGGGCCAUAUGAGAUCAAAGUCUUU
Messenger RNA from Gastrolobium bilobum, 3342 nucleotides. RefSeq names its product protein ALP1-like. The transcript is spliced from 4 exons. Lineage: Eukaryota; Viridiplantae; Streptophyta; Magnoliopsida; Fabales; Fabaceae. The record is from RefSeq and is a predicted model, not a curated record. Bases 2370 to 3329 code for a protein of 319 amino acids.